UUAAACGCUUCUCUUUCUUUUCGACCACGUGGUGCAAUUGGUUGGUGGUAAUAUCCAAAGCGUGCUGAAAUUUUUGGCGAAAUUCAUGUAACAAAAUGUCGGAAACUUCAGAGGACGAACAGGCGCAACUGCAAAGCAGCGACGAAGAGGAGGAGCUGAGUGGAGAGGAGGAGCAGGACCCGGAAGAUGACGAAGAAGUGGAAAAUGAUGAGGCGGCGGAAAGUGGCAACGAGGAUGCAGAUGCAGCUAGUGGCUCUGAAGGGGAAGAAAACGCAGCUGAGGAUGAAAAGCUGACAUGGAAGGAUCUCGGUCUAAAUGAUACUUUGUGCCAAGCCUGUGACGAACUGAAAUGGAAGGCUCCCUCCAAGAUCCAGCGGGAGGCUAUUCCGGUGGCCCUGCAGGGCAAGGAUGUGAUUGGACUGGCGGAGACGGGCUCCGGCAAGACUGGAGCCUUUGCCCUGCCCAUUUUGCACGCCCUGCUCGAGAAUCCGCAGCGGUUUUUCGCCCUGGUGCUAACGCCCACGAGGGAACUGGCCUUUCAAAUUGGGGAGCAGUUCGAGGCUCUUGGUAGCAGCAUUGGCAUCAAGUGCUGUGUGGUCGUCGGCGGCAUGGACAUGGUGGCCCAGGGCCUGCAGCUGGCCAAGAAGCCGCACAUCAUCGUUGCCACACCGGGUCGCCUGGUGGAUCACCUGGAGAACAUGAAAGGCUUCAACCUGAAGGCUAUUAAAUACCUGGUCAUGGACGAGGCGGAUCGCAUCCUCAAUAUGGACUUUGAAGUGGAGCUAGACAAGAUACUGAAGGUGCUGCCGCGCGAACGCCGCACCUUUCUGUUCAGUGCGACCAUGACCAAGAAGGUGAAGAAACUGCAACGCGCUUCGCUUAAGGAUCCGGUGAAGGUUGAGGUGUCGAACAAGUACCAGACGGUGGAGCAAUUGCAACAGUCGUAUCUGUUUAUCCCCGUCAAGUACAAGGAUGUAUACCUGGUGCACAUCCUCAACGAACUGGCGGGCAACAGCUUCAUGAUCUUCUGCAGCACCUGUAAUAACACAGUUAAGACUGCCCUGAUGCUUCGUGCAUUGGGAUUGGCUGCCAUUCCCCUGCACGGUCAAAUGUCCCAGAACAAGCGUCUGGCCGCUUUGAACAAAUUCAAGGCCAAGAAUCGUUCGAUUCUCAUCUCCACGGACGUGGCCUCUCGCGGCCUGGACAUUCCUCAUGUGGAUGUGGUGGUAAACUUUGACAUACCCACGCACAGCAAGGACUACAUCCACCGUGUGGGUCGAACAGCGAGAGCGGGUCGCUCCGGCAAAGCCAUCACCCUCGUCAGUCAAUAUGACAUUGAGCUGUACCAGCGCAUCGAACACCUCUUGGGUAAGCAGCUGCCAUUGUACAAGUGCGAGGAGGACGAGGUUAUGGCUCUCCAGGAGCGAGUGGCCGAGGCUCAGCGCACGGCCAAGCUGGAGUUGAAGGAUCUGGAGGACACUAAAGGUGGCAGGGGCCACAAGCGGGGCGGGGACAACCACGACGAUUCGGAGCACUUCACGGGCGCCCGGAAACGCAUGAAGCCUAUGGGUGGAGGUGGGGGCGCGAGCAGAGGAGGAGGAAGCAGUGGUGGAAAAAAGGGUUUCGGCCAAAAGAACUGGAGCAAGGGCAAGCCAAGGAGAUAAUACAGAUAUACGAUAUAGUUAAGUUUCGAUUUUAUUUAGUGCUACUCUAUAAUAAAAAAUAAUUGUACAAAUAA
This is a messenger RNA of Drosophila rhopaloa, 1738 nucleotides long. It is a transcript of the gene pths, whose product is annotated as probable ATP-dependent RNA helicase DDX47. The coding region runs from base 96 to 1664 and encodes 522 amino acids. Gene Ontology annotation, molecular function: RNA helicase activity; nucleic acid binding; ATP binding. The record is from RefSeq and is a predicted model, not a curated record. NCBI's taxonomy places the organism in Eukaryota, Metazoa, Arthropoda, Insecta, Diptera, Drosophilidae. The transcript has 3 exons.